UGUUUCAAUUUGUCAUAUAUAGCGAGUCUAAUUACUGCAAUCAUUAUCUUUUUAAAAAGUCGGAUAACAUCAGUCUCCAUAUGCAUUGGUAAACAUGUCAACUAAAUAUUGAUGGAUACAUGCUUAACACAAACCGUCCCCUAGGCUAGUUGCCAAACAUACAAACUAAUAUUGACUUCAGUUUUAAUAUAAAAGCAUGAUAGACGCUCUCAAAUUAUAACACGGAAAAUGGCAGUUCGACAACUUAUUGUCGGCUUCUUAUUUGUGUCCAGUCUUCUUGCUGUUGCAUCUGAGCCGACGUACGAGGAUAAAGUUGACCAGACAAUAAGAGAGAUUAUGAACCAUUGUAAAACAUGGAUCCCUGGUUUAACCGUCAGUGUUGUAAAAGACGGUCAGACACUGUUUGCCAAAGGUUAUGGAGUAACCAGUGUAUCAGGCGGGAAACCAGUAACGAGCAAGACUCUCUUUCAAAUCGGUUCACUUUCAAAGGCUUUUGGUGCCACACUACUUGUCAAGCAGUUGGAUGACAAUCAAAACUACAACCUUAACACAAAAGUGAAAGAUUUAAUGGAUUCCGGUGUUAAUUUUGUUCCUGGGAAAGAGGAGGGAACUGUAGUUGACAUAUUGGCACAUAGGAUGGGCGUUCCAGAUUAUACAAAUUUACGACUAGACCCAUCAUUAACCAGAGAGAACUUGCAAGAUCGAUUCAAGCAUAUGAAUUCUGUGAAGAGUUUAGGAAAAUCUUUUGUGUACAGUAAUAUGAUGUAUGGCUUUGCUACCCAUCUGUCUGAGAAACUUGGAGGUCAUACUUGGGAGGAAUUAGUGGAAUCUGAAAUCUUCCAGUCCCUUGGAAUGACUGCAUCUACUUUUGUCACCACUGUCGCGGACGUAGAAAAUGUUGCACAGGGUUACGAUAAGGCUCCCAAAUCAAAAGGAUACCUUGUACCAGUGCCAUUAGCAUUUAGCAGGGAGUGGGGAUUAUGGGCGGGAUCUGGUGCUAUAAUGUCCAAUGCUGAAGAUAUGACGAAAUGGAUGAAAUUCCAUCUGAAUGGAGGCCUUGACAAACAUGGCAAUCCAUUAAUGAGCCAGUCGUCUUUUGAUGCAUUACAUGCAGAACAUAUCAGUUUAUCCUACACCACAGUCAAUAAAUAUUUCAAAAAUCAGAUACAGCCAACAGAGGAAACAGGAUACGGAUUAGGAUUUAAACUCGGAACAUAUAGAGGUAAAAAUAUUUUGUUACAUGGUGGCAGUACCUUCGGUUAUAGAUCUUUUAUGACCUUAUUUCCCGAUCAGAGAAUUGGUGUUUUCACCUCUAUGAAUGGGGAAGAUCAAGAUGAUAACACGUAUAAAUUCCGCGUCCUGCUUCACAAUUUCUUGUCAGAUGUUGCCCUGAAUGUCUCGCCUUGGUUAAAUGCUUCGUCAAUACAACAACAGCUUUCGAGACCUAGAUAUAUAGGAUAUAGCACUAAAACGAAGGCCAAAAGAAGUUUGACGGAUUACGUUGGUCAAUACAAUAGUCCAAUAUACGGAAAUGUUACCUUUGAGAUGAAAGAAAACAACAAACUAGGUCUAGUCUAUGGAAAUGGUACUUGGAAUUUAUGGCCAAAAUCCACUAAAGAUGAAUUUAAAGGCACUGCGACAAGAAUUAUUCAGUACCUGAUGAACAUUUGGGAGAUAGUGUUCAUUCCUGGUGCAAGUGAUGAUUCCAUUGUAUCUGUUGAAAUCAACAGUUUCUGUAACAGAUGUGAUGAGACCAAGCCACCAACCUUCUCCAAAAUUAAUCAAUAAUCUCAUAACAUAUAUUAGAUCAAGUUUUCUUUUCUAUUUCUUUGCUGGCAUAUAUUAGUAUAAAUAUCUAAAGCUUCAGCAGCUUUAGGACAUACGAUACAAUCUUGAUCCCACGGGGUGUUUUUUUUCUUCUUUCGAAAAAUUGCAUACCUGAUUGUAUCUUGUCUAUUGUAAUAUGUGAUUUUAAAAAAAUGCUAUGAUCAUGUGCUAUUAUAAGUGAUAAAUGGGGUCUAAAUUUUAGAUAUUUACUCAAAAUUUCGUGGUUUUUUUUUCAUUUUUGUAACCUUUGAAUAAACAUAUCUAACUUUUUUGGUUUCAAAAGAUAAACACAAGCGAAUUUUUGUAAAACGUUUGGAAUAUCUUCUCAAGAUAAGUAUGCACUAAAUUUGUGAUAUCAUUCUUUUAUUUUACAUGUUCCGAUAAUUUUUGAAAAUAAAUCGGGAAUUUUUGCUGUAUAUUUACAAAAAUAUCCAUCAUUUAAAAAAAAAAAAAAGAGGGCUCAAUGUACUCGUUUUUGAGCUAAAUAUUAAAAUCAGUCGGGAAAUGCCUCUUCUCCCGAUAUGUCACAGUUCAACGUCGAAAAAAAUACAUUAACGUUAGCGACGUUAUCAUCUCAGUUGUAACUGUAUCGUAUGCCCCUAUCAGAAUAUUUAAUCAAGAAAUUUAUAUAUUACUUUGAUUUACUUUAAAAGUUUUGUGUUUUAAUCUCGAAUUAUUGAUGCUUAUUCCAUGUCAAAUUUUUAUACUCUUUAUAGCAAUUAUAAAUAUGAAUUAAAUAUUCUUCUUUGUAUUGUUGUACAAUAAAUUAUAUGUAAUUCA
Molecule: messenger RNA, 2607 nt
Organism: Mytilus trossulus (common blue mussel)
Lineage: Eukaryota; Metazoa; Mollusca; Bivalvia; Mytilida; Mytilidae
Product: gigasin-6-like
Exons: 6
Coding region: 229-1788 (519 amino acids)
Source: RefSeq, a predicted model, not a curated record